CUAAAUUCUAAGUCUGCGCAGACCGCACCAGCAUGGUUGCGGCACAUUGCAGGCGAUGGUGGCUUCGGUUCCAGAAGUUCGGAGCGACGUACUUUGCCCCACGGGGUUCCUCUGGGGUAUUGCCUUAGACAAGCGCAACUAUACAUAGUGGUGCUUGUUCCUGCGUGUGGAUCUUCGUUUCCAAAGCACUCUGUUUUGAUACGCUGUGUGUGCAGCUUCUCAGGUUCUUGACACCCCAUUCGCUUUGCGCACCACCUGGGCAUCAUGGGAGGCUUUCGUGCGGUAGAGGAUCGGCCGACUCCUAAGGAGGUAUACAACUGGCGGCUGUAUACAGAGGCGGCGAUCAUUGCAACUGGCUCUAUGCUUUUCGGCUACGAUUCGGCCUUUGUCGGAACUACUCUUGCUCGCAGCAGUUUCAAGAAAAGUUUUGGCAUUACAAAAGAGAACUCGAACUCAAUCAACAGCAACAUCACCAGUGCUUUCCAAGCCGGAGCUUUCUGGGGCGCCGUCUUCUGCUUCUUCCUCACUGAACGCCUUGGUCGAAAGUGGGCGCUUCAGAUCAAUGUUCUUACCUUCGUCAUCGGCGCGAUCUUGAUGACUGUAGCAACGAACCAACUCUCCUACAUAUACACUGGUCGCGUUCUCACAGGCAUCGCCUGCGGAGCCAUUACCGCGACCGUGCCAAGCUAUAUUGCUGAGCUCUCCAUCUCAUCUAUUCGAGGCAUCUUGACAGGUCUCUUCGAGGUGGCUUAUCAAGUCGGCUCUGUUGUUGGGUUCUGGAUCAACUAUGGAAUCUCACAAAACAUUUCUUCCGACUCUGCUACAAGCUGGCGCAUUCCCAUGGCUUUCCAAUUGGUGCCAGGAGGUAUGCUCUUGAUUGGAGGGUUCUUUCUUCACGAAAGCCCUCUUUGGCUGCUUCGUAAGAAUAAAGAUGAGCAGGCUUACAAGGUCCUGGUCGAUUUGAGGAAGCUGCCAAUCGAACACCCAUACGUCCAAGAAGACCUUCAGGCUAUGAGGAAUAGGCUUGCUGAAGAGGCAAUCAUUUCGCAACGUUACGGCUUUGGUGCAUGGGCACAUUUCCGCGGUGCACUGAGCGAAUUCAGUCGCAAGGGUAUGCGAAACCGUGUGUUUCUCGUAUUUUGCAUGUUCACGCUCAACAACCUCUCGGGUGCGUCCGCUAUUAACUACUACUCGCCGACACUCUUUGGCUCACUGGGGAUCACGGAUGUUGCUUUGUACACGGGUAUUUAUGGUUUGGUCAAAGCGAUCGCAUCUAUCAUCUACUACGUCUUCCUCAUCGAUCUGAUCGGACGCCGUCGGCCGGUCAUUGUCUCAAGUUUCGUGUGCUCUGUCUGCUUAUGGAUAGUCGGAACCUACGUGAAGAUUGGAAAUCCAGCAGCAAAAUUAGCUGCAGGAGAAGAACUAUCUGCUUCCACUGUUGCUGGUGGCAGGGCUGCAACGGGAAUGAUAAUGAUCUACUCCAUCUUCUGGUCCUUCGGCCUCAACGGUAUUCCAUGGAUUGUCAGCGCCGAGAUCUUCCCGGGUGCCCUUCGUGUGUUUAGCGGCACAUGGGCAGCGCUUGUGCAGUGGGCCAUCCAGUUUCCCGUUACCAAAGCGCUCCCAUACAUUUUCGCUUCGUUCGGAUUUGGCACGUGGUACUUUUUCGCUGGGUGGAUGCUCUUGGCCACAGUGUGGGCCUACUUCUUAUUGCCUGAAACCAAGGCAUUGACUCUGGAUCAAAUGGAUCUCAUAUUUGGUUACAACAACGAUUCGAGAUACAAGAUCCCGCAUACUUCCAUGACCAAACGCUUCAUCGACGAGGGACUGGUAAACCAGGCUGCGACAGACGAUAAGAUCGGAUCCGUUCAUGAAGAGAAAUCUGCUGAGGAUAGGGUUGAGUCUUUCCAAGAGGGGCGAAAUAAUUGAUUUUGAGUUGCUUGGUCUGGAAGUCAACGCAUGCGAUUCCUGAUAUCCCGCAGAUUGUUGGGAUUUCAGGCACCAUGUGCAGUUGAGGUCAGGCUGGAAGGUCACGCACACCUAUC
This is a messenger RNA of Paraphaeosphaeria sporulosa, 2042 nucleotides long. RefSeq names its product general substrate transporter. NCBI's taxonomy places the organism in Eukaryota, Fungi, Ascomycota, Dothideomycetes, Pleosporales, Didymosphaeriaceae. Gene Ontology annotation, biological process: transmembrane transport; carbohydrate transport. The record is from RefSeq and is a predicted model, not a curated record. The transcript is spliced from 7 exons. The coding region runs from base 265 to 1926 and encodes 553 amino acids. Gene Ontology annotation, cellular component: membrane. Gene Ontology annotation, molecular function: carbohydrate:proton symporter activity.